Messenger RNA from Aspergillus puulaauensis, 1200 nucleotides. RefSeq lists its product as uncharacterized. Bases 1 to 1200 code for a protein of 399 amino acids. The transcript is spliced from 2 exons. Lineage: Eukaryota; Fungi; Ascomycota; Eurotiomycetes; Eurotiales; Aspergillaceae. The record is from RefSeq and is a predicted model, not a curated record.
AUGGGGUCAUCAACGGCGCUCACCACAAAGGUGACAUCUGGGAGUCCUUAUCAACUCGACAAGAGCCAGGUCACCAAAGCUUCAUCUGCACUCCUACGACACAUCAAAUCAAAGCAGACCGAGCAGGAAGCGACCGCGACCAAGAAGACUUUGAUCGGUGACAAUGACUCCGACUCCGAAGCCGAAGAUACCCCUCUACACAACGAAGCCGUAUGGCUCGUGUUCACGACGAAAAAGCACGUCGUCGACAAAAACCGUCUGAAGCCGGGCAAAAUCAGCAUCCCGCAUUCGCUGAAUGCGUCGCCGGCGCUGAGCAUCUGUCUUAUCACCGCCGACCCGCAGCGCUCUGUCAAGAACAUUGUUGCCGACUCGUCCUUCCCCGAGCAUCUGUCCUCGCGCAUUGAGAAGGUCAUUGGGUACUCGAAGUUGAAGGAUAGGUAUAAGAGCUUUGAGAGCCGGAGGCAGCUGCUUUCUGAGCACGAUGUCUUUUUGGCUGAUGAUCGCAUUAUUAUGCGCCUGGUCAAGACUCUUGGGAAAGUGUUCUACAAGUCUAGCAAGCGACCGAUUCCUGUGCAGCUUGCGCAAAUUGAGAAGGCCAAUGGGAAGCGGGUGAAGAAGGACGACAAGCAGAAGAAGAAUGAGGAUGAUGGUGCUGCGUUUGCCAGUCCGGCUGUUAUUGCGAAGGAGGUUGAGAAGGCGCUUAACUCUGCACCUGUACAGCUUGCGCCAGCUACGACUGCGGCGAUCCGCGUUGGAUCGUCGAACUUUACGCCUGAGCAGCUCACUGAGAAUAUUGAUGCUGUGGUGAAGGGGUUGACUGACAAGUUCAUUUCGAAGGGGUGGCGGAAUAUCAAGGCUCUUCAUGUCAAGGGAGCCAAUACCAUGGCGAUGCCAAUUUGGCUGGCGAGCGAGCUGUGGGUGGAGGAGACCGAUGUCGUGGAGGCCGUGGAAGAUGGCGAGACUGACGGGAAGAACAAGAAGCGGAAGCAGAUCGAGGAGGGCGACCAGAAGCUCUUAGAAGGAGGCAACAAGAAGUCUCGGAAGCAGAAGAAGACCGACGAUGACGAUGAGGCCUCGUCCCUAGCAGCCCGCAAACAGAAGCUCGAGAAGCAAAAGGCCCAGGCGCUGGAAGACGGAGAGGCUGCGGCCGUGAAAGUAUCGUCUGGUCCGGCGAAGAAGAAGAAAAAGUCCCUUUCAUGA